Messenger RNA from Zychaea mexicana, 510 nucleotides. RefSeq names its product UV radiation resistance protein/autophagy-related protein 14. Lineage: Eukaryota; Fungi; Mucoromycota; Mucoromycetes; Mucorales; Lichtheimiaceae. Gene Ontology annotation, cellular component: endosome; lytic vacuole. Gene Ontology annotation, molecular function: SNARE binding. The transcript has 3 exons. The record is from RefSeq and is a predicted model, not a curated record. Bases 1 to 510 code for a protein of 169 amino acids. Gene Ontology annotation, biological process: SNARE complex assembly.
AUGGCUGAUUGUGCAAAUGAUAUUGAACAUACCACCAAAAGAUGGCACCGAUUACAUAAAUCAAUAGUCAAAGCACGAAGUGUUUUGGUUCGUGAGACCAUCACUCUUUUCGAAUUUAAGCCUGGUGUAGUGGAAGAUAGCAGCAGUCCUGCUAUAAUGGCAACGGCGACAAAAUACUCGAAAGAAGAGCUGAAUGCGGCUAUCGGUCAUCUGACUCACAUGCUCGGUCUGAUCACUCGUUAUCUGGGUGUGAAGCUCCCUUUUCCUGUUUUUCACAAGACAAUGUAUCCUUAUGUACGUUCUGCUACAGCCAAACUACGUCAUAGCAGCAAGAUGCCAUUGUUUCUGGAUGACAAGAACCUCCGACGGUUUACUAUUGGCAUGGCCAUGCUUAAUUAUGACAUUGCAUAUUUGUGUCACUCUCAAGGCGUUGAAAUACAAUUAUCGCAAGUAGCUAAUUCAUUACAAGCAUUAAUGGCUUGCUGUCGCUCACAAAGGCUCGGACUGUAA